UCACUUAAGGGCUUACUGACAGUGCUUGGUAAAUCUGGAGGACAUCAUCGGGAAGGGUUGACCUCCUUCCAAGGCAAGCCCCCCAAGAUGUGGACAGCUGCUGUAUUUUUCUUGCUGAUUUCCUUAUGCAUAUCUGAAAACAGGGAUUCCAUCUUAAAACAGAGUGGGGCCCAAGUAGCAUGGAUAAACGUACUCAGUAACGAAAAACACUGCAAGCAAGCUUGUAGAGGCACAACGGUUUCAGGUAAUCGCUACUGCUGGUCAGUGCUUUACCAAAGCCGCUGUGUACUCCUGCGGUGUCCUCAACCGAGUGCGUGUCGGAAUGCCAGCAUACAGGAUGUCAAAGAACUAAUGGGAGAGUUCGUGAUCCGUAAAAGAAGAGAGACUGGAAUAACCCGACAGCCCAAUAACACCGAAGAGUCUAAAGGGAAACCAGAGAUGGAGACUAAUAAGAACCUUCUUAAUACAAAUUAUACAAAAGUGCCUCUUUCGUCAACUCAAGCAAGUAAUUUUUCUGAUGAUAGUGGGUUCAACUCAACUGUAAUGGUUCUGAACAACACACCCACUGCCGCCUCUCAACUCACAACAGGCACAACAGCCCUAAGUGGAAUUCAUAACAGUAUUACCACAAGUGGUAGUAAAUCAGCUGUUGGCGUCCCAGCCAUCUCUUCAGUUUCCAGCCUCCCUCCUCAUAGAGCAUCAUCUACCACAUAUUUCCUUAAUGUUGAGAGUACGACAGGCUCAAAAGGAACAGGUAAUAAGGAGCCAACUUUGGCUCCAACUAAGACAACGACACCCAUAGAACUUCUUUCCAGGAGUACUGAACCCACAGCAGUGAAACAUUCAAUGCCUUCCCUGUCCCCAGCUACUUCUCCCAAAACUUCUGUGUUAAUUAACUCUGUAAGAAGUCAGUCAGCACCAGCAAGCUUUACUGCAGAAGCAAGUACCCACAGUUCGCAGACCACAAGAACCCAUUCUGUAGUGACCAAUGCAUCUCGAGCAACCCAUAGUCCACCAACAUCGAGGCCUUGUUCAGCAGUUACAAGCACAUCUUUAACAACUGCCGCAGGAACACACAGUCCACCGCCACGGAGACCCCAUUCAACAGUGAUCAGCACGGCCCUGACAACUCCAGGAGCAGUCGAACCAACAACAAAGUCAGGUGAUAAAACGACUUUGAUGGACAAGACAAAAUCUAAUCCAGCUAGGAUAAUUCCCACCGUCUCUACAAAGGGUGCUGAGACCUCCAUCGCUACACAGCAAACAGAGACUACCAGCCAACUUGUGACGGCGCCAACUCCUAUCACCCCUUCCUCAGUGCUGACUGUGGCAAGUUCAGCGACGUUGUCCAAAUCAGUGACUGCACAACACAGCCACGAUCAGCAAGGCCUAAGUAGCGAGAGUAUCUAUUGGCAG
Molecule: messenger RNA, 1416 nt
Organism: Gekko japonicus
Lineage: Eukaryota; Metazoa; Chordata; Lepidosauria; Squamata; Gekkonidae
Product: mucin-5AC-like
Exons: 3
Source: RefSeq, a predicted model, not a curated record